This is a messenger RNA of Fulvia fulva, 393 nucleotides long. RefSeq lists its product as uncharacterized. The transcript has a single exon. Bases 1 to 393 code for a protein of 130 amino acids. Lineage: Eukaryota; Fungi; Ascomycota; Dothideomycetes; Mycosphaerellales; Mycosphaerellaceae. The record is from RefSeq and is a predicted model, not a curated record.
AUGUGCGGCAACGUGACAUGGUGUCCAAACGAAGCCACGACAGCAAUCGAGGUUCAGGGUGAUCCCGCCCCAAUGAUGAUCUCAGCGAGUGCGACAUCUGCAUGUGCCAUACCGACCUCCGCGGACUUGCGUCAGUGCACGAAGAUUGCUGCUGGGCCGGUCGUCAUCACUGAGGCUUCUGGGGUGGGAGACAUAGGGACUGCUGUUGCGAGGAGGCAGGAUGCGGCGGAGACGGGAUCAAUGGCAUCGGGGGGUGCUGUCUCUUGUAUCUGCGGAAGCAGCAUGACACGGGAGGUUUGGCCUGUGACGUGUGGGAGCCAGACGUGGUGUCCGAACGAGGCUACCAGUGCUGUUGAGGUCACUGGGACGCCGGCGCCUGCGACGUUGACCUGA